AUGCAGUACAAUAAGCACACGGGGUGUGCAAUCUACUGUGUAUAUCUCUACAGUGGGAAUAAGCAUAGCUUUUGUUUUCUGUAUAAGACAUUUAACAAGAUUUAUAUAGUGUUCUAUAAAAAUUUAAAAGCGUACCUAGAUACUUUAUUCUCAUUUAGUGUGGUUUUAUUUGUUUUAUGUUCAGAAACCCCUGAAAUAUCCCAAAAUUCCCUCAGAAUGAUACAUAGCAGCAGUAGUGAAUUGAGUGCUUAUAUUGUAUCAAUUGAAAACUUCUCAAAUAUUCGAACAAGCUCAUUAUACUUAGAGACUCUUUCUGUUCGGCAGAGUGACCCAGCCUUAAGAUAA
Molecule: messenger RNA, 345 nt
Organism: Nematocida parisii ERTm1
Lineage: Eukaryota; Fungi; Microsporidia
Exons: 1
Coding region: 1-345 (114 amino acids)
Source: RefSeq, a predicted model, not a curated record